Molecule: messenger RNA, 2405 nt
Organism: Ricinus communis (castor bean)
Lineage: Eukaryota; Viridiplantae; Streptophyta; Magnoliopsida; Malpighiales; Euphorbiaceae
Exons: 9
Coding region: 268-2055 (595 amino acids)
Source: RefSeq, a predicted model, not a curated record
CCUGGGCCAUUUUCCAUAGGAUCCUAACCUAAAAGCUCUCUCUCCUCGCCACCUUACCCAAAUUCAAAAGCGAGGGAACCAAAAAAACAGACAACAAAUUACAAAACUAACCGCAAAUUUUGCUUUUCCCUUUAGGCUUUUUUUCUUUUCUUUUUAAUCAGUCAAAAUUCAACACCAAAACCAAACAUAUUACGUUAAUUCAGAUUCAGACAUGAACAUCGGCAAUCAAUCAUAAACAAGAAAAACGUCAGUAAUUUCCUCAAUACAAUGGCUACUACGACAACAACAACCGCAGCAGCUGCUAUCCAAUCCGAUAUUCGCUCUGCUCUUCACAUAGCCAAUUCCAUCUUCGCACGCGCCUCUUCGUCCUUCCCUUGCUUACGCUCCCCAAGACUACUGUUAUCAUCUUCAUCCUCCCGCAGAACCACAUCUUCGCUGUCGUGUUUUCGGCUUAGAGCUUUCUCCACCGAUUCAACUGUAAAACUUCCGGAAAAACCGCCAAUUUGUACGGCCGAUGAACUUCACUAUGUCUCGGUUCCUAAUUCGGACUGGCGUCUCGCUCUCUGGCGCUAUCAUCCUUCUUCUCAGGCACCUGCAAGGAAUCAUCCACUGUUGUUACUCUCUGGAGUUGGCACUAAUGCCAUUGGUUAUGAUCUCUCUCCCGGUUCAUCUUUUGCACGAUAUAUGUCUGGUCAAGGAUUUGAAACAUGGGUUCUUGAAGUUAGAGGCGCUGGAUUGAGUGUGCAAGAAACAAAUCCCAAAGAGAUCCAGCAGUCUGCACAUGCUGUCUCUCUAGAGAUGGAAGCUGCUGCUAAGAAUGUAACCAAUGAGGCUUUGCCUUCUAUAGACCAGCCAACAAAUAAUGUUCCAAGUUCCUUUUCUGAUUCUAAUAAGAUUUUGACUGUCAAGGAGGAUCCAACAGGGAUAGCGACUGUAUGGGAUGAGUCGAAGUUGGUAACAAAGUUGACGGAAACUUUUAUGCGCUUGUCUGAAAGGCUUUCUGGAUUCCUGAGUGAAGGCCAGUUGAAGAUCAUUUCUGAUAAGUUAUUUGAUCAGAUAGCUAAACUUUUAGGAGAUUCUCAGUUAUCUGAACGUUUUAAUGAGAUAAGAGGAAAGCUUUUGAGCUUGAUGGAAACAAGACAAAACUCAGUUAUUACUAGUCAAAUCAGGGAUCUUAGCCAAAGACUUGUGAAUAUUUUUGAGGAAGGUCAAAAGUCUGUUUCGCCUCAGUUGUUUGACUUGCAAGAGCGUCUGUCUGCAACCAUAGAAGAUUUUCAGAAACAACUUGACUUGAUUGUGAAGUAUGACUGGGAUUUUGAUAAUUAUCUAGAAGAGGAUGUUCCUGCUGCGAUGGAAUACAUAAGAGCAAAAAGCAAGCCAAAGGAUGGUAAAUUGCUUGCAAUUGGACACUCCAUGGGAGGUAUCUUACUUUAUGCAAUGCUUUCGCGAUGUGGCUGUGAAGGAAGAGACUCUGGAUUGGCUGCUGUUGUUACUCUAGCAUCAUCAGUUGACUAUACAUCUUCAAAUUCAAGACUCAAAUUGCUUUUGCCCCUUGCGGAUCCUGCUCAGGCUCUUAAUGUACCUGUUGUUCCCUUGGGGGCAUUACUGUCAGCAGCAUAUCCUCUUUCAUCCCGUCCUCCUUAUGUGUUGUCUUGGCUUAAUUACAUGAUAUCAGCAGAAGAUAUGAUGCAUCCGGAGUUGUUAGAAAAGCUUGUCUUGAACAACUUUUGUACAAUACCUGCCAAACUUAUCUUGCAGCUUACGACAGCUUUUCGAGAUGGUGGAUUAUGCGAUAGGAGUGGUAAAUAUUUUUACAAGGAUCAUCUACACAAGAGCAAUGUACCUGUUUUAGCCUUAGCUGGAGAUGAAGAUCUAAUUUGCCCACCUGAAGCUGUAGAAGAAACUGUUAGGCUCAUUCCUGAGCAUUUGGUUACCUACAAAGUGUUUGGAGAACCUGGAGGUCCACAUUAUGCACACUAUGAUUUGGUGGGAGGAAGACUGGCCGUGGAGCAAGUUUAUCCCUGCAUAAUACAAUUUCUUAGUCAUCAUGACUGAAAUGAUUAACUAGGUAGUUGAACUCAUUUACCUACACAAUUCAUUGCAGCAGCAAGCAUGAUUUUCUGGUACACGAAAUAUAUUUCUUCGGACCACCCAAAUUAUUGCUGAAGUUGGCGUAUGCCGCACCCUUGAAGCGACUCAUGGGAGAAAGAUCAUCCAGAGUCUAGAUCUGAAAAAUUUCCGAAAAAGGAAACAAUGCUAGCAUGAAAUUCAAUACUAAUUUUCACAAAGAGAAUUAAGGUCAAUGGAGUAGUCAAUUAAAAAUUAAUGCUAAAUCAAUUGUAUCUUCAUGUUUCUACGUUCAAUGGCAUCUGGAUGAAUUUCAAAUGCAGGUUAACUUGCUCGUA